Messenger RNA from Funneliformis geosporum, 1086 nucleotides. NCBI's taxonomy places the organism in Eukaryota, Fungi, Glomeromycota, Glomeromycetes, Glomerales, Glomeraceae. The record is from the annotation of a GenBank genome assembly.
AUGAAAAAAAUUAUCAUAAUAGGAAAAAAAGGAGUAGGAAAAACUGCCCUUUUUCAGCAAUUAAUUAAACAUUAUUCCUCUCCCGAAAUUGAAAAAAAAAGUAUUAAACUAAAUCCCCUAAUUAACCAUGCUGAAAGUCUAAUCAAAAUCAAAGAUAAUUUUUAUAAAUUAAUUGAUACCCCUGCUUUUGCCUUUGCUCCCCAAACUGAAAUAGAGAAAGGAAUUAAAUUCCAAACCGAAAACUUAUUAAAAACCGGCGAUUUGAUUUUAUUUAACAAACUAGAUUUGGCAAGCGAAAAUGAUUUUCACUCCUGCCGAGUUCUCCAACCGCAAUAUUUUUUAACUAUCUCGGCUGAAAAAGGAAUUAACCUUACUAAAUUAAUGACCCAAAUAACCACUCUUUUGCCCUCUUCGGCUGGUAAAAAUCCUAACCAAAAAGAAAAAGAAUUAAAAUUACUUAUUUUUGGACCACCUAAUUCAGGAAAAUCAACCUUAAUGAAUUAUUUGUUAAAAGAAAACCGCUCCCUGGCUACCUCGGUUGCCGGAACCACCCAAGAACCAGUAAUUACCUGGGCGGUAAUUGAUGCUACUUUGCCUCUCACCAAACAAAUACUACAAAUAAUAAAUUUAGGUGAAAGGCACAAUAAACCGCUCAUUAUAAUUAUUAAUAAGUGCGAUUUGAUAGCAGACCAAAAAUUACUAAUGGAAGAGAUAAAAAAUCGCUUAAAAUCGCUUGGUUAUGUGCCGAUAAUUUACCUUUCGGCUCUCCAUGGAGAAAAAAUUAAAUCACUCCUCAAAGUUUUAGCAAAAAUAUUGGAACAGUCCCAAAAAAAACUUUCCAAAAAAGGAUUAGCGGAAGUAGUAGAAAAAAUGCUGCUUUACCAUCCCCCUAAAUAUUUUAAGGGUAACAAAUUAAAAGUCUAUUUUGCCAAGCAAGAACCAGGAUUAGUUCAGGCUUUUAUUUUUUUUGUUAAUAACCCUCGUUGGGCUCAUUUUUCUUAUCAGCGUUAUAUAGUUAACUGUUUACGGAAAAAUCUUGGUUUAGAAUACUUACCUAUAAAAGUAAUUUUCAAAAAAAGCAGUUAG